Molecule: messenger RNA, 2588 nt
Organism: Caenorhabditis angaria
Lineage: Eukaryota; Metazoa; Nematoda; Chromadorea; Rhabditida; Rhabditidae
Source: the annotation of a GenBank genome assembly
AUGUCGGAUCAAAAUGCGCAACCAAGCGGCGCAACUCCGCAAGUUUCCGCACAAGUCGCCGCUUCCUCAAUUCCUCCGCCAAUGUUGCCACCAACACCAUACGAUUAUCCCUACGGGUUGGAUCCGAUUCAAAUGACUGACUAUUGGAAUGCGGGCGCCUAUCCGAAUUUGGCACAUCAUUACGCGCCGCCACCAAUGCCCGCGGAACUUGUUGAUUAUAAUUAUCAGCCGAUUUUGCCGCCUGUUCCGGUAGCGGAAGUUUCCGCGGGUGCAACGACUGCGGGAGACGCGGGAACACAGGAUGCUGGGAAGAAUAAUGCGAGUGAUGUUUUGGAAUUGAAGGUGAGUAGAAAACAAUUUUUCCCUAAUUUUCAAAAUAUGUAGAAUUCGCAAAUUCGCUCUGUUGAUAAAUAAGAGGCUUUUCAAUAUUUUCAAAAUUUCAAAACCUUUCGCUUUUAUCAAUAGAGCGCAUUUGCUAGAGCUCGGAGUUUCCCCCAGUUUUCCAAACAAAAAUAUAUUUGCAAGCGCGCUCCAUUGAUAAAUGCAGAGAUUUUUGAACUUUCUUGGAUUUUCUCCCAAAAAUUUAAAAAUAUGCGAAACCCUCUACGUUUAUCAAUGGAGCGUGUUUUGAAAUUUAUAUAUUUUCCAUUUUUUUGAGUUUUCCGGCCAGCGGAACAGGUGAAAAUCUUGAUUUUUCCCUGUUUUUAUUUUUCCCCAAAUUCUCAUUCAAAAAUCCAAAUUGCAGACCUCAAUUCCUGCCUCCUCCUCAACAUCUUCAACAACUCCCGCCGUAGUUCCAACAACAUCAAAUCCACCACCUCCACCAGUUCAAAUCGAUCAAAUGUCUCAAAUGUACGGCGCAUGGACUGGCGGAUAUCCAGCUUAUACGAUGCCUUCUGGUAUAACUGAUGAUAAGGCUGGCACUUCUUCCAAUAAUCCAUAUUUACCGCUAGGAGCUGGUUAUCCAUUUGGAGCAGAUGCUGGCGAUAUUUCAAGUUUUUAUGCUCAUCCGGUGAGUUUUGCGGGGGAAAACAAAACAAAAAAUGAAAAAAAGCAUCGCGUGGCCGAAAAAAACGCCUGGUUUUCUAGACCACGUCCACGUUUUUUUUCAAUUUUCAACUUUUUCAAAUUCUUCACCUUAAAAAGGUCGUGUGGGGUCUGUAAUUAUGUAACAAACACUCUUAAUCCAUCAUUUUAUGUACCCCUCUUUAUUGUUUGACUUGGUGAAGGCCACUCCAAAAAAAAAAUUGGGGGUGGAUGAAGGCGUCGGCGAAAAUGAAAGAGAAGCGUAUAAAAACCGUCGAGCGCGGUGACAGUUCAAAGAAACAUGCGUUUUAGUGUAUUUAUAUUUGUAUUUACGAUUAAUCCGAGAUUUCUUGAUGUAAAUUAGAGAAAGGGGUUUCAGAUUUGGGAGGGGAUGAAGAGAUUUUUAAAGAAAAUUAUUUUUUCUAGUUAAUUUUGGUAAAAAAAUCUCCAAAAUUCGAAAUUUGUGAGAAAAAUUUCAAAAUUUCGUCUCGCUCAGGACCCCUUUAGAAAAACACUUGUGAAAUUAAUCGCCCGGAAAAUUGUGACCUACUUAUCCUAACUCAAUUCAAAUUUUAUUUAUCCUAUCCUUUUCAGGCUUCUGGACUUGCCGAUGCUCCUCUCACCGACUACGGAAUCUCACCGCAUUUCGACCCCACACCCUACGGAAACCUUGGCGGAAUGUCCGCAUCAGCUGCGCGAAGUGAAAAGGCGCAAAAUGCGAUGAGAGCGUCGGGAAGAAGACGUGGAGCCGCGUCGGCUGCACCAUCAGGAAUUCCAACAAGACAUUCAUCGAGUUCGAGAUUGUCGGAUAAUGAAUCGGUUAGCGAUGAAAAGGAUACUGAUCGGAGGUCACAGAAUAAUGCGAGAGAGAGGUAAGCAAAUACGCUCUAGCGCGAAUUUGGCGGGAGGAGAGAGGUUUUGAAUUUUUGUUGAUGUUUUUAAUUUUGAGCUCUUUAAAAAUGUUUGGGGGGGGGGGGGCAAAAGUGCUCCACUGAUAAAACGGGGGCUUUCCAGAGAAUUUUCAAAUUUUUUCGAUUUUUGCAGAGUUCGAGUGCGCGACAUCAAUUCCGCAUUCAAAGAAUUGGGUCGAAUGUGCACCACACACAAUCCAACAACUUCCGAACGAGCACAAACAAAACUCGGAAUAUUACAUCAGGCUGUUUCGGUUAUUACACAACUCGAAGAACAGGUAAGCGAACACUUUUAGAUUUGUUUGAAGGGCAAGAGAGAUUAACACCCCCCCAUUUUUGACACUUUUAAUUGUUUGAUUUGUUAAUUAGCCUGGGAAAAUUAAGAUUACGUAAUAACUGAAAAGGGGGGAUACUGGUUUUUGCUAAAAUUUUAGGAUUUUCUAAUUACAAAUUGAAAAAUUUGCAAUUUUCGAAACAGUUGAAUUCAAAUUUCUCUCAAAAUUGCAAUAUUUCCAGGUUCGUCAACGCAACAUGAAUCCAAAAGUAAUGGUAGGCUUAAAGCGAAAAAAUGAGGAAGAAGGAAAGCUGAAAUUACACGAUGGUCCCGACGCGACAACUCCAUUUCAACAACAUCAUAGAUUUAAUCAAUAA